AUGGAACGCCUGAAAGUGUAUUACGUUUCAGACAGUCAUGCGACACGGGAGCCGUAUUAUGACACCCCCUUUUCUGAGCGGUCCAACAAGUUAGCCAUCACCGUGCCCCAGGAUGAUAUCGGGGGGCCUGUCUAUCUCAUGCAGCAGAUCUUGACACCAGGUGGCGAUCAGGCACACUAUAUCUAUCUUUUUCAGCUGCUCCGCCAGUAUGCAGCGAGAAGCCAGACAAGUUGUGAGCUUUUGAUAAAGCCCCUUGUGCAGAUUGUACUUUAUUCGCUAGCUCGUUUAGGCUGUCUCGAGAUGUUUGGAAACACCGCAUCUUCUGGAGCUCAACCGAGUGCGUUAGAUAUUCUGGCUCGUGACGACUGUGCUGAGGCACGUGUUCUUUGUCUUUCAAUUCUUAAAGAUAUUGCAGCAUCCCCAUCGUUCAUUCAGCAAGGCCUUGGAUACGUAAACCAUGGAACCUCAUGGAUUGAUAUGGGCCCGGUGGCAGAGCAGUUUACAGACUAUGCAUCUUACAUUGGAAAGGAAGAAAAAGCAUGCUUGCACUUAUUAAAUAACAUAUACACCCUUGUAGAGAAGGACAAGCAUACGGUGGAGGACUUUUUAUCCAAGGAGGUGCACGACUACAUCAAUAGCAACACAGCAAACAUCUAUGGGAUUGCCUCCUACAACAAUUACUACGUAUAUACACCCCAGCAGGGCAUGGACAUACUCAUGUCUUUCACGUUAGACCCAUGCGUUGAUGUUGCCAAGGCCGCUAUGUCCCUCUUGAGUUCUCUCCUAGCGCUUCACGGGGACGACUUUCUGAGGCCUCUUGUAGAUUGUAACACAUGCAACAAGCUUAUCAACGCAAUCUUCUACGUCCUAGGAGCGCACACAGAGCGUUCCCGGACAGUGCAGCUAGUUGCCGACUGGGGCCUUACCUCCAAUAACGUUUAUCUUAUGCAGAGAUCAUACUUUGAAGGAUACUGUGCUAUAGUCACUGCAAUGGCGCACCACCUCAGUACGUUAUCCAAUGCAACCGAGAGCGGUUUGCUUUCCACCGCCAUCGUCAUGUGUUACUUUAGCAGCACAUUUGAGUCCGCCAUUGCUCUAUUGGACAGUAUCUUACUCACAGACUAUGGCCUUACUGGUGUGGUCUACAACAAAACCCUCGAAUUUCUCCACUUAGACGGCGGGCACUCAUUUGCGUAUUCGAUUCUGCAUAAUGUAACAGGCUUACUGAGCUCUAAAGCGAAAAAGGACGCCAUCAGCUUCUCCCUCUCCAUGCUGAAACACAAGGAAUGCGUGCAGGACUUCAGCCGCGAUCUACCAGGGCUAUUCACCCUCGUGUCCCAGCAGGAGUUUAGCACCAUGGAAGCUGCGCGUCUCUUCUCAGCGGCGUCCCAGUAUGGGCAAAAUCAAAGAUUGAUACGAGAGUUUCUAGACAGCGAUGAUGAGGUGGCUCACGAAAUACUCAAUCUAAUGAACGUAAGUACAUCAUCUAGAUUGCAGCCUGUGGAGCAAAUGGGAUACAAAUUCCAAGAGCUCGAUUUGGGAUGGACCAGGCCUUCAUGA
Messenger RNA from Giardia duodenalis, 1560 nucleotides. RefSeq lists its product as uncharacterized. Bases 1 to 1560 code for a protein of 519 amino acids. Lineage: Eukaryota; Fornicata; Diplomonadida; Hexamitidae. The transcript has a single exon. The record is from RefSeq and is a predicted model, not a curated record.